Pygocentrus nattereri (red-bellied piranha) is the source of this 5990-nucleotide messenger RNA. RefSeq names its product apoptosis resistant E3 ubiquitin protein ligase 1 (gene arel1). Gene Ontology annotation, molecular function: ubiquitin-protein transferase activity. NCBI's taxonomy places the organism in Eukaryota, Metazoa, Chordata, Actinopteri, Characiformes, Serrasalmidae. Gene Ontology annotation, biological process: negative regulation of apoptotic process; protein polyubiquitination; positive regulation of protein catabolic process. The coding region runs from base 310 to 3372 and encodes 1020 amino acids. The transcript has 22 exons. The record is from RefSeq and is a predicted model, not a curated record.
CAAAGGUUCGUCCAAGUGUGUGUGUUUUGUGUGUUUGUGUUUGUGUGUGUGUGUGUGUCGGGCUUAAAGCAGACAGACCGGGUCAGAGCCUGCGGACCAGUUCGGCACUGUAGACGUCAAAAACACGCACACGCCUGAGGUGCUGAAGUGCUUGCGAUGACAUGGGAAGAGUACUUAAAGGUGGUUAGGCCUACUUCUGCAAACAGCAAAACCGGAGACAUCUGGAGAGCGAAAAAGAGAAAAGACCUGUCCAAAUGAAGUGCACUGUUAUACAAGACGGAGGUCUGAGUUAAGACUGAAGAUGGUCUGAUGGACCGCCGCUUCUUGCUGACCUUCAUCUUUUGUUCAGUCUCGUGGAUUUUCUUCUGGGAAGUGCGCUGGAAGAAAAGCAAGGAAAGUCAGAUUGAAGAAUGGCUGCAGGGGCAUAGCCUGUUUGAGUACAAGUAUUUAUUUGAAGAUGUCCAGUCUCUGGAAGAGUUGAGUCUUGGUGUGUUGGCUCGUUUGAAGGAGGUGGUAAAGGAUCACCGGCGCUGGAGGGACAUCACUGAAGCUCACAUCCAUCUGCUCCGAGACUUUGCCUUUCAGGAGUGGCUGUGCUCCCAGAGCCUGGAGCACUACUACCACACUCUGAAGGCCCUGGGAUGCACUAAUCUGGAUGAUUUAGCUCAGUUUGACAGCCAGCUUCAGCUUUCUUUGGCAGCCUGGGGCUAUUACUACGAGGAUUACAUCAAACUGUCUACAGGAGUGAAGGUUCUGCAAGCUUCCAGGGGCAGCAGAGACCAGGACUACGAGAUUCAGCUGGUGCACAGCCUUGCUGAGAGACGCCUUAAUGAGAAGUGGUCCAUUGCUGGAGCAGUGAUAUUUGGCUGUACUGUUGCACUGUGCUUUCUGAUAAGGGACCUCAUGUUUUACGUGAUUGGUGGGAUAACUGUUUCCAUUAUUGCAUUCGUCUUUACCAUCAAGUUCCUAUGUGAGCUCGCUGCACGGGUGGUCAGCUUUCUGCAGAAUGAGGACCCUGGACGCCGCGGUGAUCGCAGUAUUUACGACUAUGUGCGAGGGAACUAUCUGGACCCACGCUCCUGUAAAGUCUCCUGGGACUGGAAGGAGCCACAGGAAGUGGGCCAGACUAUGAGCUUCCGAGUGCAGCUCUUCUAUAAGAAUGGCCAGCCAUUCCCGGCCCACAGGCCCGUGGGCUUGAGAGUGAACAUAACUCACAUAGAACUGGCUCUGGACAUUCCUGUAACCCAGGAGGUCCUUCAGGAACCAGAGUCCAAUGUAGUGAAAGUGACCUUCACUGUGCGCAAGGCUGGCCGAUACGAAGUGGCUGUUAAACUUGGUGGUCUCAAUGUGGCCUACAGCCCUUAUUAUAAAAUAUUCCAGCCAGGGACAGUGGUGCCAUCCAAAACAAAGAUUGCUUACCACUUUUCCACUUUGGUGCUGACAUAUGGUCAACAGCACACACUGCAGAUUGAGCCUCGGGAUGAGUAUGGCAACCCUACCAGUAACUCCGUCUCCCUUGUAGAUGAAGUCAACUACAGUGUACAUAUUCACUCACUGGGCACUGUGGAAGAGGACAGUGCUGAAGACUUUUAUAGUACGACUGUCUCUUGUAAUAAGCAGCAGUGUCAGGUUCUGUUGAGGCUCACUCUUAAAAAGAAGGGCUGCUUUCGGGCAAGAAUCCGUUAUAGGGACCAGCCUCUCAGCAAUGGAGAGUUUGACAUCAUUGUGCUAAGUGAGAAUGAGAAGAGUUGUGUGGAGAAGAAUGUGUCCACUCCAGGCAUUAGUAUCUACUUUGAGGCCUACCUCUAUGGCACUGGCAAUUACAGCAGCUCCCCCUGGCAGUUCCCAGCAUCCUCUUUGCUGGCGCCACAGAGACGACCGUCCAUGGGUGAUGAUGAGGAUGAGCAUGACUCUCCGGUAGAGGGCCAACCAGAGAAGGUCAAGAAACCAAAAAAGGUCUACUGCUACAUAUCGCCAAAGCAACUCUCAGUGAAGGAGUUUUAUCUGAAGAUUAUUCCAUGGCGCCUUUUCACUUUUCGUGUGUGCCCAGGAACAAAGUUCACAUACCAUGGGCCGGACCCAAUCCACAAGUACCUGACACUGGUGGUGGAUGAUGGCAUUCAGCCUCCUGUAGAGCUAAGCUGCAAGGACAGAAACAUCAUGGCAGCCACGUUUAUUCGCUUCCUUCACAAGAACAUUGGAGGCUCAGAAACAUUUCAGGACAAGGUGAGCUUUUUCCAGCGGGAGCUCAGGCACAUUCAUUCCAAAAGGCCACGUACAAAGACCUGCCUGAAGAUCAGCCGCCACUCAAUCCUUGAUACAUCUCUUAAGGCCACCAGAAACUUUUCUAUAUCAGAUUGGAGUAAGAACUUUGAGGUGGUCUUUCAGGAUGAAGAAGCUCUGGACUGGGGCGGUCCGAGGCGGGAGUGGUUUGAGCUUGUGUGUAAGGCUCUGUUUGACACCAAUAACCAGCUCUUCACGCGCUUCAGUGACAACAACCAGGGUCUGGUCCACCCUAAUGCAGAGCGACCUGCCCACCUGAGGCUGAAGAUGUAUGAGUUUGCAGGGCGCGUGGUGGGAAAGUGCCUGUAUGAGUCAGCUUUGGGAGGGGCCUACAAGCAGCUGGUGCGAGCCAGGUUCACUCGUUCCUUCCUGGCCCAGAUUAUUGGCCUGCGCAUGAAUUACAAGUACUUUGAGACGGAUGAUCCAGAGUUCUACAAAACAAAGGUCUGCUUCAUUCUAAACAAUGACGUGAGUGAAAUGGACCUUGUUUUUGCUGAAGAGAAAUACAGCAAGUCAGGACAGCUGGAAAAGGUGGUGGAGCUCAUAUCUGGUGGUGCCCAAAUUGCUGUGACUAAUGAGAAUAAGAUGCAUUACCUGAACCUGCUGGCUCAGUAUCGACUGGCCAGUCAGGUGAGGGACGAGUUGGAGCAUUUCCUUAAAGGUUUGAAUGAACUUGUUCCUGAGAACCUUUUGGCCAUAUUUGAUGAAAAUGAAUUGGAGUUGCUCAUGUGUGGAACUGGAGAUAUUAAUGUGCAGGAUUUCAAAGCCCAUGCUGUUAUCGUUGGAGGCUCAUGGCAUUUUAGAGAGAAGGUAAUGAAGUGGUUCUGGGCUGUGGUGUCCUCCUUCACUCAGGAAGAGCUGGCACGUCUCCUGCAGUUCACCACCGGCUCAUCUCAGCUCCCCCCAGGGGGCUUUAACACACUCUGCCCCUCCUUCCAGAUCAUAGCAGCCCCCACACACAGCACUCUGCCAACCGCACACACCUGUUUUAACCAGUUGUGCCUCCCUACCUAUGACUCCUAUGAGGAGCUGCACAAACUGCUGAAGCUGGCCAUCAGUGAGGGCAGUGAGGGCUUCGGCAUGCUCUGACCGCAUGCUGGCUCUGUCUUUUGGAUACACUGGGGAAGUCUCUCUGUCUAUUUCUUUCUCUUUCUCUCUCACUUUUUCUUUCCCUCUCUUGACCGGGUGAGCUGCUGUAUAUGAGCCAAUGCACCUUUUGCCUCCAAUAACAGACCUCUAAGCUUAAGCUCACCUGGACAUCCAGAUUUUCUCUUUUAAGCAGGACCUUCAAAGAGGACAUUAUACAUGAUCCUGAGAUGCCUUUGGCUAAUUCCACUGGAUGCUGGAACUCUGUAAAUAUGUAAACAUUUUCUUUUUUGUAUUGUUUAAAAAAAUGAGAGCUAUGUUGAGUUUUAUUCUAGGUAGUUCAUUUGCUUCAUUUUAUGUGUGAGUUAGCACAUUCAUUAAAUAUGAGGGCCCGUGUAAGCUUAUAUUACAUUUACAAAGUUAACAAAGCUGGGAACAUUCAAAUGGAGUGUAGCAGCAUAUAAGACGUGUGUUUCUACUACACACUCACUGCACUUUGGCCUUAACUGUUCAGGGAAGGUUAUUAUGUGUAUAUAUUGCUGUUAAUUAUUUUUGCAAAUGGUGUAUGUAGGAGAUGUAGAUGUUUUCAUUUGUUUAUGAAUCUUUUUUUCAUUUGAUAUUUAAGCAGAAUGGACUGUUUUUGUGUGAACAAAACAAACCUUUCAGUCACACAUUUAAUUUCUGCAUUUUCUGUUUGUGUUUUGAGUUAUUUUGUAAGAAAAUACAUGACUGAGGUGGUUAUUAAAUUGUCAUUUGACCAGCAGCAGCCUGACAGAUGAACCAUUGAGCAAUCUUAGUCGUUACUUCUCUUAGUAGCCUGCUUUCUUGCAGCCUCCUACUGGGACUAGGAGGGAGACUGUGCUAAACUGAUUUAGGUUGAGCUUAGGUGUUUUUUCUGUGUAGUCACCAUUGCAACUUGAUGAUGCACAUAAUGAUCUGGAGCACUGGAUCGGAAAAGAGCAUGUCCUCUUUUCUCCAGUGUUGAUUUCAAGUCUCUGGGCAGCAUCUAUGCAUUUUUAUUAACCAGUCCUAUAAACAAAGAAAUAUUGUUUCUGUAAGAUGUACAGGACAAAACUGCAUCAGGACAAGGGAUGUUAUACUGUGAUGCAAAGGGUUUAAAAUUUGUUCUGAGCUUUUGAGCUUUAUUUUGUUAUUUAUAAUCUUAUUUAUUUAAACGUAUUUUACGUUUUUCCACCGACCAAAAUGUCACGGUAUGCUUGUGUUCUUGAUAGGUGCUAAGUUAAAUGAGAAGCUGUGAGCCAGAUGACUGUUUAUUUAGUUUGCAUGUUUUGCAUCUAUCCAUUUGUUAUAAGCACUUAUUUCCAAUACUUAAAUGAUUAAUUUCUAAUGUUCAUAAUAUGUCAUAUUAAUAAUAUAGCACUGCAUUGAGCUUUUUUUUUUCUACCAUUCAUUUUUUUCCAUUGUUCAUUGUGUGUUUAUAUCAGAGGUGUUUUUUUUUUUUUUUUUUUUUUUAAUUAGGUCAUAAGAGAACCCAUCAAAGCCAGCCAGAGAUUUACUCUUAUACCUCUUUGUUGAAGUGUUUGUACAUGAGCGCUGGUACUGUUGUAACAUCAGACAGAAUUGCAUCCAAAGACUGAUCCUAGAGCUGAACAAUAAUGAUGGGAGUAAGCUUUGUUCCACCUUGUAACUCGGUUACAGCUUCUCAUGUGAGUGGAACGUAUUCAGUACACCUUGUGUUACAUGUUAUGUGGGCACUCAUUUGCAAAGCCUACACUGUUGUCAAAUGUGUCUUAGCAUAUACUGUACAUGCUAUUUAACCUUACUGCAAGGCAGAAACACAGUUGCUGUCCAGCUCAAUAAUCUAUAGAGAAUUAUCUCAUACAGAGUAUUUUAACCUUAUAUCCUGAAAGAACAUAUUACGUGACACUGCUAAACUCAGAGUAUACACUAUUGGCCUGCAGUCAUCUCCACCCUUUAAUGCCAUCAGGAAGCUCCUCAUAUGAUCUCACUUUAGGGAUGGUGCACUUUGACCCCGAACAGACAAGUGGCGUGUUCAGCCUGCAGAUUUUCCACUUAGUCCAGCCGAAGAGCCUGCAGGGUGUGGUUGGACUGAGAAUGAAAUCACAGCAUAUGGUUCUUGCUGUGCAUGAUGGCCAAGACUUAUCAUGGUCACCUUAUUUAAAAACACGGUGGCUAAACAGCACUGCAGCACUGUCACUGUCACAUUGGGCGCAUACUAGGAAUGUUAUUUCGUUGCUACAAGCCAUUCUCAAGGGAUAAGAAAUACACAAGGGUAACAUUUAUCACAGCUUCAAGCAGUUCUGACUAUGUUCUGGUAUUUUUGCUUCUUUUUAAGUACGAAAGUGUUUAAAGGUUUGGGAAUAUUAUGAUAACUUGCCUAAGAUGUUGUUUUUUUUUUUUUUUGUCUGAAACUGAAGUUGAAGAGCAGUUUCGGAUUUGAAUUUGAUGUGUAUAUACUGUAAUAUACUAGCUGAUGGCUUAAGAUUUGAUUGAUGUGGGUUUUUUCUGCGUGAAGAGGGAGGCUGUGCUACUCUCACCUGCAGUGUGAAUGUCUCUGGGUUUUCAGCACACUUCUGUUGGCUACAUCAGUUCCUCUUUCAUUUAUGUGACAAAAUAAAAAAAAAAAUGGGGCAACUUUA